UUUUUCUUUUUUUUUCCUUUUGUUUGUAUUAUUUAUUCAUUACUGUCUUUAACAUCAUUUAUUUUAUACAAAUUUAUCAAUGGGAAAUAGUCCAAUGUCCAUAUCUUCCAUACAGUUGUCUUCGCCAUUACCGUCUCCUUCUGCUACACCAAACCGACAGAAUGCUUCUCACCAACAUAGUCAACAAGCAUUGCAACAACCUAGUAUUGAAACUACAACUACUAUUACUACAAAUACUAUCAAUACCACCACUACUAUACAAGAUUCUCAAUCAACUCAAAAUACAGUUUUAUUACCUCCUCUUGUAUUCAAUCCUCCUAUGCAAUCUCAUAUUUCAAUAUACCCUCUUGCUGAAACACCUACUCCACCUGAAUUGAAAAGAAUCAAGUUCAGUAUUGACAAUCAACCGACAUUAUUACAAGAAGUAGAAACCAAAGAUUCCUUUUUAUUGGAUACUCAUCAUGAAACUACCUAUUCUACUGGUCAUAAUUUCAAAAAUCUCUCAACAAAUACUGAUCAUUCACAACGAAAACGCCCAGCCCCCGAUCAUCUUGGAAAUACACGAACCAUCUUUCACGAUGAUUGGUCUCCUCCCCACAAAAAACUCAACGACUCUUCAACUCCAAUCGUGGAUACCAUUCACUUGACCACCGAAUCAAAUGACAUUACUCCUGCAUCAUUGACAGAUACGAACGCCACCUCUGCUACUACAACCAAUCCUUCUGCCAAUACUUCCAAUUCCUCUCCUGCUCAACCUUUGACUUCUUGGCUUCCAGAAUUUGCUGCUCAUUUACCAUCAACUGACACUAUGGAACAAACUAUGGAUGAUAGUCCAAAUUCUGCUUUACCAUCUCCUGUCUCUGAUCUGGAUCCCAAUGAUGAAAACUGGUUGCCAACUUCUCAACAUUCUUCUUCUUCUUCUUUUGAAUCUCCAAUCAUUACUUCUCAUCCUCAUUCAACAAACCCAACAAUGGCAACAACUGCAACUACAACAACAACAACAUCAUCAUCAUCAACAAUGGAAUCAACAACAAUGAUGGAUAUUGUGAAUGAAGAUGAAAUGGAUGAAGAUACGGAUGAUGGUAUCUCUUCUUUAUUACGAACUUAUGAUACCCUUCCUUCCAAUAUUCAAGAAUAUCUGAUGUUCCAACUCCUUCGACGGUCUACUAUGCCCUCUCUACGAUUUGCUAGUGAUAUGAUUAUGGAGGCUAUGAAAAUGGAUUUUAUUGCUCAUUUACCUCGGCGUAUCUCUCAACGUAUUUUUCUAUAUCUGGACGUUCGUUCAUUAUGUCGGGCCACUGGUGUAUCCAAACUAUGGAAACGUGCCAUUGAAGAAAACUCGGAUUUAUGGAGAGCCAAAAUUGUACAAGCUGGAUUCACUGUUACUGCAACUGAAAUCGAAUAUUAUGGAUUAUUACCCACUCAUCUCUAUCAUCAACAAGUCUCCUCAUCAUCAGCAUCAUCAUCAUCAGCAUCUUCAUCGUCAUCAUCAACAUCAUCAUCUUCGUCAGCGACAGCAGCAGUAUCGGCAUCAUCCAAAUCAACAACGACAAGAACAUCAAACAAUCUGGCAACAUCACCAUUCUUAUCUCCUAUCAAAGAAAUGACCCAUGAUAGUCUUGGUGUAGAUUUUUUGGAUCAACCUCUAUUCGACACUUCUUUAUUAAAUGCCUCUGACGACCCAACUUUACUCUAUCGUAGAUCGUUUGCUAUGCCUGAUUACGACAAUAUACCUGAUCCCGAUCAUCCAUUUACUCCCGAUAUGGAAUCUACAAUACAUCCAUUCAAGCGUAUAUACAAGAAACACCAUAUUAUGCGACAGAAUUGGAAACAUAAUCGAGUCAAACGACAACAAGUGAGUGGCCAUGGCGAUGUAGUGACUUGUUUACAAUUCGAUGACGACAAGAUUAUUACUGGAUUUGACGACAAUUGCAUUAACAUUCAUGAUAUCAAAACAGGACAAUUACGGCGAGUCUUACAUGGGCAUGAAGGUGGUGUAUGGGCUUUGCAGUAUGUCGGCAACACAUUAGUCACAGGUUCCACUGAUCGAACAUUACGCAUUUGGGAUAUUGAACGAGGAAUUUGUCGAUUUGUUUUCCGUGGCCAUUCAAGUACGGUACGAUGCCUUCAUAUUGUCAUGCCAACUGCUAUAUCUACAGGACCUGGUAAGGAUGACUUUGUUAUGCAACCUUCUCAACCUUUGAUUGUCAGUGGAUCUCGAGACUCGACAUUACGUGUUUGGAAAUUACCUUAUUUACCAGCUAGAUCAUCCUAUAAUCAACAUCAAUCUACACAACAACAACAACAAUUGCAACAACAAUCAUUACAGCAAUCAUCAAUCCAAUCUCGUUCUUCAUCCCAGUACUUGAACAAUGAUGAUUCUUUUAUAUUUGAUGGACGACAAUCAAAAGGACCUAUGAUGGAUGAAGAUGACAUUGACAACAUCACCCAACCUCAAUCUUUUGCAUCGUCACAUCCUUUUGCCAGCGGUAUCUUACCAACAACGGAAGCAAGUUUCCAACCACCACUACAACAACAACAACAACAGACAUCUUCUUCAUCUACAUCUCAACAUUAUCAUCAAUAUCAACAAUCUCAAGAACAUUACUUCAAUCCAUUCUUUCUCUACCUUUUACGAGGUCAUCAACAUUCUGUACGUGCACUGGCAGCCCAUGGCAAUACAUUAGCAAGUGGCAGUUAUGACAAUAGUGUGAAACUAUGGAAUUUGGAAGAUGGGGAAUUGAUCCAUGAUUUGAAAGGUCAUACGCAAAAGGUUUAUUCGGUGGUGAUUGAUGCUCAACGUCAACGAUGUAUCAGUGGCAGCAUGGACUCUACUAUUCGAGUUUGGAAUAUGGUGACUGGACAGUGUGAUAUGGUUUUACGAGGACAUACUAUCUUGGUUGGAUUACUUGGUUUUACAGAAAGAUACCUUGUCAGUGCAGCUGCAGAUGCUUCACUUCGAAUAUGGUCUGUGGAUUCUGAUGAAUGUCAUCAUAUUCUUGUCGGUCACAAAGGUGCCAUUACUUCUUUCCAACAUGAUGAUCAUAAAGUGAUUUCCGGUUCUGAAGGUGGAUUGAAAAUGUGGGAUAUCCGAACUGGCAAACUUGUACGAGACCUGAUCAGUGAUGUCAAUGGUGUAUGGCGUGUGGCAUUUGAUGAAAGACGUUGCGUAGCUGCCGUGAAAAGUGACAACACAACUCGACUGGAAAUCUUGGAUUAUGGAACAGAUACCGAAGAAGAUGAUUGUUGAUCCUAGUUAUUCUAUUGUACAUCAUUCUUGUUGUUACUCUCCCUUUUUUUUUUUUUUUUUU
Messenger RNA from Halteromyces radiatus, 3311 nucleotides. Its product is annotated as WD40-repeat-containing domain protein. The record is from RefSeq and is a predicted model, not a curated record. Bases 80 to 3250 code for a protein of 1056 amino acids. Gene Ontology annotation, molecular function: protein binding. The transcript has 3 exons. NCBI's taxonomy places the organism in Eukaryota, Fungi, Mucoromycota, Mucoromycetes, Mucorales, Cunninghamellaceae.